UUAUGUAGUUCAUGGUUGAGAAACCGCUUUCAUUUACGUCUUUUGAUUGGAAUUAUAUUUUAUAACUUUCGUGGUAUUUCGCCUGUUUUUUUUGCGUUUCGAUCAUUAUUAUUAGUGAUACAGCAUCGCAGUAAAAAAGAGAGAGAGAACUAAGAAAAAGUUAAACAUGGGACGUUAUAGAAGUCGCAGUCGUGAUAGGGAUAGGAGACGUAGAUCACGCAGUAGGUCUCGUAGCAGAUCACCUAGAGACAGAAGGAAUUGGGGUGGCAGUGGAGGUAGAGACCGAGGUGGCGGCAGAAAUAGUCGUGGCCAACCUGGUGCAAAUUUAAGAAAGCCUAGAUGGGACUUAAGUCGAUUAGAACCUUUCAAAAAAGAUUUUUACGUACCACAUGAAGCAGUUCAGAAUCGAGAUCCACGUAUAGUUGAACAAUAUAGAAGUGAAAAAGAAAUCACCCUUAAAGGAAAAAAUAUACCUAAUCCUGUAUUCACAUUUGAAGAGACAGGUUUUCCGGACUAUGUCCUGAAAGAAAUUAAGCGACAAGGUUUUACUGAACCGACAUCGAUACAAGCACAGGGAUGGCCAAUUGCUUUAAGCGGUAGGGACAUGGUUGGGAUUGCAUCGACGGGUUCUGGAAAAACAUUGUCUUACAUACUUCCAGCAAUCGUUCACAUUAAUAGCCAGCCUAAGUUAGGUCGAAAAGAUGGACCUAUUGCUUUAGUGCUAGCGCCAACACGAGAACUUGCGCAACAAAUUCAACAAGUUGCCGAUGAUUUUGGUCAUUCCUCUGGUAUUAGAAACACUUGUUUAUAUGGUGGAGCACCAAAAGGUGCACAGGCCAGAGAUUUAGAUGGUGGUGUGGAAAUCGUUAUAGCUACACCUGGUAGACUGUUGGAUUUCCUUGAAUCGGGACGUACAAACCUAAAAAGAUGUACUUAUUUAGUGUUGGAUGAAGCAGAUAGAAUGUUAGAUAUGGGAUUUGAGCCGCAAAUUAGAAAAAUCAUAGAGCAAAUUAGACCAGAUAGACAAACACUAAUGUGGUCUGCUACAUGGCCCAAGGAAGUAAAAAAUUUAGCUGAAGAUUUUCUGAAAGAUUAUGCUCAAAUUAAUGUUGGGUCUCUGCAAUUAGCUGCAAAUCAUAAUAUUUUGCAAAUCAUCGAUGUGUGUCAAGAUUACGAAAAAGAAAAUAAAUUAAGCACACUUUUGAAAGAAAUAAUGGCGGAAAGUGAAAACAAAACCAUAGUAUUUAUUGAAACAAAACGCAGAGUGGAUGAAAUAACAAGAAAAAUGAAGAGAGAUGGUUGGCCAGCUGUUUGUAUACAUGGUGACAAGACACAACAAGAAAGAGAUUGGGUUUUACAAGAUUUUAGAUCAGGAAAAGCGCCAAUUCUUGUCGCAACAGAUGUUGCUGCUCGAGGUCUUGACGUUGAAGACGUCAAGUUUGUCAUCAAUUUUGACUAUCCCUCCUGUUCGGAGGAUUACGUUCAUCGAAUCGGUCGAACAGGUCGUCGCCAAAAAACUGGUACAGCAUAUACCUUUUUUACACCUAAUAAUUCAAAUAAGGCUAACGACCUGAUCCAGGUAUUGAAAGAAGCAAAUCAAGUUAUCAAUCCAAAGCUAUUGGAACUUGCUGAUAGUAAGAGCGGUGGAUAUGGCAGACAUAGAGGUGGAAGAAAUAGAUGGCGGUCUCGAGGUGGCCGAAACGGGAAAGAUCGUAGCUAUUCGAGAAGUAGAAGUCGAAGUCACAGUAGGGAACACAAUGGUCGUAGUAAUCGUCGCAGUUACAGCCGAAGUUACUCUCGAAGUCGUAGUCCUGUUAACAAUCGUACAGGUAAGUAACGAUUUGUAUGUUUAUAGAAGUAAUCGGUAAGAGCUAUUGGAGCAGCGAGAGAUGAUCUUCCACGAACAGUUAAGGACCAAAUCAAUGUAAUAUGUAAUAAUUUUCUUUUUUUUUUUUUCUAUGUCUCUUAAAAGUAUUCACUUAAUAUGUACACGUCGUAUGUAUAAAUUAUAACUUUGGUGUUCCAAACCGAUGUAUACGUUGCGUGACGUAUUUAUGUAUGAUAAUACUUGUGCAUUACAGGUAAAUCACGUUAGAAAUGUAUGGUGAAUGUUUUUCAAUAAGCGAGUACACAUCUUUAAAUUAUAUAUAACAGAAUGGUUAGUUGAACACGGUGUAACAUGUACUAAAGUAUAUUUUAAAUGAACUUGAGAGAUCAAUUAACGAAUCAACUGAUAUUGAGAUUUAUCGAGUAAUUGUAAAAAUUAGGAUACAAAGUGAUUUCGAUGUUUUCCGAAUAUUUCUACGUUUAUAGAGCGUUUUCUUGCUAAGUUUACGUCCUGAACUUCAACCACAAAACAGAUAAACUUAGGGUAAGAAUGUAGUUACAUUCACACAUUGUGUGUAUCACGUACAUGUUUUAUAAUGAUUGUUGCAGCAUCCGAUAAUACAAGUUAGUUUUAUGUAAGCGGUAUUGUGAGUUUAAUUAGAUGAAUUACCUAAA
This is a messenger RNA of Frieseomelitta varia, 2502 nucleotides long. Its product is annotated as probable ATP-dependent RNA helicase DDX17. Gene Ontology annotation, cellular component: nucleus; cytoplasm; ribonucleoprotein complex. Bases 167 to 1837 code for a protein of 556 amino acids. NCBI's taxonomy places the organism in Eukaryota, Metazoa, Arthropoda, Insecta, Hymenoptera, Apidae. The transcript is spliced from 8 exons. The record is from RefSeq and is a predicted model, not a curated record. Gene Ontology annotation, molecular function: RNA helicase activity; ATP binding; RNA binding.